Sander lucioperca (pikeperch) is the source of this 1890-nucleotide messenger RNA. RefSeq names its product excitatory amino acid transporter 3-like. The transcript has 14 exons. NCBI's taxonomy places the organism in Eukaryota, Metazoa, Chordata, Actinopteri, Perciformes, Percidae. Gene Ontology annotation, biological process: L-glutamate transmembrane transport. Gene Ontology annotation, molecular function: L-cysteine transmembrane transporter activity; glutamate:sodium symporter activity; L-glutamate transmembrane transporter activity. Gene Ontology annotation, cellular component: plasma membrane. The record is from RefSeq and is a predicted model, not a curated record. The coding region runs from base 158 to 1600 and encodes 480 amino acids.
AUUGACUUUGACCCAAAACAGGAUAGCAGAGACCAGAGAGGCUGGAGCUCAGCGAGAUAGCGUUAGCUACAUAGAAAAACGUAUUAACUAGCUAGCUAACGUUAGCCAUUAUACUUUUAUCAUCUGACGUUACGUUAUAUUUACUGCGUAGCUAAAGAUGAUGGAUCGCGCCCAUAGACAGAAUAUAAGAGAUCGCGCCAGAGCCUGUUGCAGCUACUUCCGGAAGAAGAAUAAGUUAGCCGCGUACAGCCUUUUCGCUGUUAUCAUGGGCAUUGUUGUGGGCGUGAUUCUGAAGAUCUACGUCCCUUUGUCACAUUUUGAGAUGGAGUACAUCAGUUUCCCAGGAGAAAUACUCGUGCGGAUGUUUCACUUGGUUACCAUUCCUCUGAUUGUGUCAAAUGUUAUACAAGGAGUUUGUACUCGGAGUGUUGGCAUCUCCAGAAAAAUCACCAUACGUACAGCAGCAUACUUCAUCUCAACCACUCUUCUGUCUGUUACUAUAGGGUUAACACUGAUACUGUUGGUCAAGCCUGGGGUCCCUCGCAAUGGUCGUGUGACAGAUGAUGAUGAUGAUGAUGAACAUGCCUUCUCCGAAGUCGAUGCCUUGUUGGAUCUAAUAAGAAACAUGGUGCCAAAAAAUCUGGUUCAGGCUAGUUUUCAACAGUACAAGACUCAGAAGGUGGUGCUUGCAAUUGAUGAAUUGGAUGAAACGUCUGGCCAGGAAGUGACAAGGGACGCAGUGCGUCUGGUGGGUAAACAUGUUGAGGGACUCAACGCUCUGGGCCUUAUUGUCUGCUCUGUUAUUUUUGGAGUGGCCCUCAGGUCAUUGGGAGAAGAAGGGCAACUCUUUGUGGACGUCAAUACCGCAGUUCACAAUGCCGUUAAACAUGUGGUUCACAUUAUAAUUGGCUUCUUGCCAAUAGGAUUGUUCUUCAUGACUGCAAGCUAUGUUGUUGAGGUUUGGAACAAAUACGAGACUGUCUUCAACCUUUUAAUGUUCAUAGCAUCGGUUACUGGCGGGCUCAUCAUCCACGCAGCAAUAGUCCUACCGCUGAUCUAUCUCGUGAUUGUGAGACGGAACCCCUUUACUAUCAUCAAGGGCGUUUAUCCUGCUUUAAAGGAGUCAUUCCUUGUCUCGCGCAGCUAUUCCUACGCGCAGACUUUCCGAUGUUGUGAGGACGUAAUCAUGAUUGACAAAAGAAUCACUCGCUUCAUGCUGCCGAUUGGGCAUAAUAUCAACAUGGACGGAACAGCCCUUUAUGAAGUGGCGGCAGCAGUUUUCAUCGCCCAACUCAACAACAUGCAACUGAGCUGGAGCCAGAUUAUUACCCUUGCUGCGACAGUAUCAGUGUCCAGUGUUGGAGAAGCAGGGAUCCCAGCCACAGGAACAGCCACCACCCUCUUCAUUUUGACAGUCAUUGGGAUUCCUGUGAGGGACGUGUCUCUUUUGAUGGUUUUAGAAUGGCUGCUAGAUCGCGGCAACACUGCUGUCAACGUCCUGGGAGACUGCAUUGGCGUGGGGAUUGUUGAACAUUUGUCAAGAAAGGAACUGGAAGAAAUGGGCCCAUGGGAGGACACGGGAAGUGAUGGAAGACACUAAUAGUGCAGAGCUCCCAGGUCCCGGGACACCAGGAAGUUGACAGAAAGUCAACUGCUCCUGUUUCUAAAAGGCAUCACCUGGAACAACAAGGAAUUUAAGUCAAGAUGUGUCUAAUAACCUUGUUGGAUCACGGCAAUGCAGUCAAUAAAGACAUGAAUAUUCAUCAAAGAUAUCCUCAACAAUAUUGCAUUAAUGCCAUCUUAUAUCAAUUAUAAUAAUUACAUGAAAGAGGUCAACUCCCUCCUCCAAGGCAAAAUGUCUGGUGUCUCUCAAACGAUGGCCAGUUUGUC